Alosa alosa (allis shad) is the source of this 1552-nucleotide messenger RNA. RefSeq names its product aspartyl-tRNA synthetase 1 (gene dars1). Gene Ontology annotation, molecular function: ATP binding; RNA binding; aspartate-tRNA ligase activity. Bases 38 to 1552 code for a protein of 504 amino acids. The transcript has 16 exons. The record is from RefSeq and is a predicted model, not a curated record. Gene Ontology annotation, cellular component: aminoacyl-tRNA synthetase multienzyme complex; cytosol; cytoplasm. NCBI's taxonomy places the organism in Eukaryota, Metazoa, Chordata, Actinopteri, Clupeiformes, Clupeidae. Gene Ontology annotation, biological process: aspartyl-tRNA aminoacylation.
CUCCUGCAGUGCACCAACGAAAUAGGUCCUUCCUUGCAUGCGUGUAAGCAUUCCCAGUUUGUGUGGCUUGUCAGAUUUUAGAGGAUUCUCUCAAGUAGCCGUCUCGAAUCACACAGGGCGCCUAGUUCUAGUCAUGACUAAAGAAGAACUAAAAGGGGCGAGUGAGGAGGAGCAACAGGCCCAGUCGAAGAAAGGGCUGAAGAAAGCACAGAAGGAAGCGGAGAAAGCAGCAAAGAAGGCGGAGAAGCAGGCCAAGCUGGCCGCCGAGCAGCAGAGCACCGAUGAAGACGACUUUGCCAAGGAUCGGUACGGAGUGUCUCCGAUGGUCCAGUCACAGGAGAAACUGGACAGGGUGUUGGUCCGUGUCCAGCAGCUGACACCGGAGAGGGCUGACCAGCUGAUCUGGGUGCGCGCCAGGGUUCACACCAGCCGUGCCAAAGGGAAGCAGUGCUUCUUGGUCCUGCGUCAGCAGCAGUUUAAUGUCCAGGCCCUGGUCGCCGUGGGAGAUCGCGCCAGCAAGCAGAUGGUCAAGUUUGCCGCCAACAUCAACAAGGAGAGCAUCGUGGACGUGGAGGCCAUGGUGCGGAAGGUGGACCAGAAGAUCGAGAGCUGCUCUCAGCAGGAUGUGGAGCUGCACAUCGAGAGGAUAUUUGUGAUCAGCCAGGCCGAACCCCGUCUGCCCCUGCAGCUGGAGGAUGCUGUGCGACCCGAGGGAGAGGGGGAUGAGGAAGGCAGAGCGACUGUCAAUCAGGACACCAGACUGGACAACCGUGUCAUUGAUCUCCGAACGACCACCAGCCAGGCCAUCUUUCGCCUGCAGUCCGGUGUUUGCCAGCUCUUCCGAGACACACUCACCGACAAGGGCUUCGUGGAGAUUCAGACCCCCAAGAUCAUCUCCGCUGCCAGCGAGGGGGGUGCCAACGUGUUCACCGUGUCCUACUUCAAAACCAGCGCCUACCUGGCCCAGUCUCCCCAGCUCUACAAGCAGAUGUGCAUCUGUGCUGAUUUUGACAAAGUUUUCUGUGUGGGACCUGUUUUCAGGGCUGAGGAUUCAAACACUCAUCGUCACUUGACUGAGUUUGUGGGCCUGGAUAUUGAGAUGGCCUUCAACUACCAUUACCAUGAGGUCAUCGACUCCAUCACUGACACCAUGGUGCAGAUCUUCAAAGGUCUUAGAGACAAGUUCCAGACGGAGAUCCAGACAGUGAAUAAGCAGUACCCCAGUGAGCCCUUCAAGUUCCUGGAGCCCACUCUGAGGCUGGAGUACACGGAGGGCGUUGCCAUGCUACGGGCAGCAGGAGUGGAGAUGGGGGACGAGGAGGACCUGAGCACGCCUAAUGAAAAGCUGCUUGGCCGUCUUGUGAAAGAAAAGUAUGACACUGACUUCUAUGUGCUGGACAAAUACCCCCUGGCUGUCAGACCUUUCUACACGAUGCCUGAUCCGACCGACAAGAAAUACUCCAACUCCCUGACGGCUCAUCUGCUGUGCUUCCGGAGAGAGCGCAGCAAAUACUCCAACCCAAUAGGAGGGGGUUUGCACUGGCACAGUUGA